AUUAAGUAGACAUAAACGUUUUUUUUUCAUAAUGUAAAAGUAGUACAACCUGACUCACAUGUCAGAAGAAUAGUCUGUUGAAAAUAACAUAAUAUUUUAGUGUCAUGCCAAGCGGCGCUGUUUGUGACGUCCCAGCUAACCGCUCUCCGAUUGGUCCUUGCUUGCAGUUUAAAAAGUAGCCCGCGGUGGAUAGCAUAGUUAGCGACGAGGCACCGUCUGAAGAAUAAAAUAUAUCCAGAGUGAGUUGAGCUUCAUUUGGGAAGGCUGUCGGACACACAGGGUUCAUAUUACAACCAGUCGUUUUCUCUGAAUAUGUUAAACAUAUAUAUUUUAUAAGCAAAGCCCUGUGGGUUUUCUCGCUCGUCUGGUUGUUGUGGCUAAUGCUAACAACAAGGGCAACGCCGCCGUUCAUAGCUAGCUGCAGACAUCUGAGUGGCCAAGAUGAAGGACUCUUGUUUAGCUUUGAAACCGGAGAGAGUGGACCCAGUGGAGGAGGGCCACAUCAAGAGGGACCUGCUGGAGGAAUUCUCCGCUCUUCCAAAGCAGGACCAAGUUUCCACCAAGUCGGAGAACCUGCAGGUCUACCUGAGGGUUCGACCUUUCACAGCAGCUGAGAAUGGAGAGUCACAGGACUGCGUGAACAUAGAGGGACCAGACACUGUGGUCCUGAAAGCUCCCAGGACCAGUCAAACCAACCGACAGGGUGACAAGCUCCUCCCACAAACGGCUCAAAGGUUUACCUUCACGCAGGUGUUUGGGCCAGAUGCCAGUCAAAGGAGAGUUUUUGAAGGGUCAGUCCACGGCUUAGUCCGAGAUGUUCUGGAAGGAGAAAACUGCCUGGUGUUCACUUACGGAGUCACCAAUGCCGGAAAAACCUUCACGUUUCUCGGUCCAGACCAUGACAGUGGUCUCCUGCCCAGGUCGCUGUGGGUCAUCUUCAACAGCAUUGAAGAUCGGCUGUACACGCGCUGCGAUCUGAAACCUCAGCGCUGUCGAGACUUCAGCCGACUGACUCCGGAUCAGCAGACGGCUGAGAGCAAUACCAAGAAGAACCUGCUCAGGAUGCUUAAAGAGAAUGUGACGUCUGCUCGAUCAACUUUUCUCGACAGCUCGUCCCUCAGCUCCGAAUGCAGUGUCAACAGUGUCGGUGACGGCGACAAGUUCUGUCUGGACGUCCCCUCGACUGUUGGCUUCUCAGUUUGGGUUUCAUUCUGUGAGAUUUACAACGACAACAUUCACGACCUGCUGGACCAGGUCCCUGGUGGACACAUCAAGAGGACGGUGCUCCGUCUGUCUCAGGACGUCAAAGGAAACUCCUUCAUUAAAGACCUGAAGUGGAUCCAGGUGAACAGCACUGAAGAGGCCUACAGGGUGAUGAAGAUCGGAAAGAAGAACCAGUGCUGCUACUCCACCAGGCUCAAUCAUCUGUCCAGCAGGAGCCACAGCAUCUUCUCCAUCAGGAUCCUCAGAGUGGACCACAGCGGCGUUCCCAGAGUCCUCGGCAUUAGCGAGCUUGCGCUGUGCGACCUGGCCGGCUCGGAGCGCUGCUCUCGAACACACAACACGGGAGAGCGCCUGAAGGAGGCGGGAAACAUCAACAGCUCCCUGUUGACGCUCGGGAAGUGUAUCAACGCCAUGAGGCUCAACCAGCACGCCAAGUUCCAGCACCAUGUCCCCUUCAGGGAGUCCAAAUUGACACAUCUCCUGCAGUUCUUCUUCUGCGGUGCCGGCAAGGUGACCAUGGUGGUCAACAUUAACCAGAGUGCCUCCUGCGUGGAUGAAACGCUUAACGUCCUCAAGUUCUCCGCCCUUGCCCAGAAGGUGGUGGUGUUGAACACGAGGCCCGUCACCCUGGACGUCGCCUCCCACAGGUCGGCUAUGGAAUUAUCCGUCCUCAUCGAUGAGGAGGACCAGCGCAGGAACAUGAUGAUGGGUCGCAAGAGCUCGCUGCUCCACUGGGAGACCAGUCUAGAAGACGUCCUGGAGGACGAGUACGAUGAAGAGCCGGAUGAGGACAAAGAGUCAGAGGAGGAGAGUCUGAUGGAGGGAACGGUGCUGGAGGCUGGAGAUGCGGAGGGGAACAAGACCAUGGAGGAAGAGGAGAAGUCGGACAGGGAGGCGGCGUUGCGUUUAGUCCUGGAGGCUCAGAUCAGAGAAGAAGUCAGCGCCGAGUUCAUGGAGCUCUUCAGCAAGAUGGAGAAAGACUACAGCGAGCGUCUGGAGAAGGAGCGUGAGGUCCUGGAAGAGCGCGCCGAGAAGAAACUGGAGAUACUGAAGAACCUGGUCAGCAAGACCGCCGACUUGUCCGAUAGCGUCCUGUGUCCCGCCAAGGAGGAGCAGGCGGCGCUGUUGGAGGGAAUCAUCAGUUCCGUGAGCGAAGACCUGGAGAAGAUCAGAGCAGACGCUGUGAGCAUGCACCGAUGUCUGAGCGAGCACACGCAUGUUGCAGAGCUGGAGAAGCGACAGUCGGGUGUCCAAACCCUGCAAGCUAUCGAGACACCCGGGACCUCUGAGCCAAAAGACACGAGCCAGCAAGACCACCGCAUCCCGGACCGCGUACCACACGUACAAGCCCCUCCUACUUACCCCCUACGACCAAUCAGUGAUUUGGAAGUGGAGGGCGAAAGGAUGAGCACCAAGAUAGUGCUGCUGGAGGAAAAGCACAGGAAGGAGCUGAGCGAGAACCAAGCGAAGAGGACGGAGUUGGAGGCGGAGCUAAAGCAGCGGCAGAACGAAGUUCAGAAGUUGAAGGAGGAGGUGCAGAAAUUGUCAGCCCGAGUGGACGAGUGUCCAAACUGCGACGCCGUCGUGUCGACGCUGGAGCUGGAGCGGCGGGAAACAUCCAGGCUGACGAAGGAGAACAAAGCUUUGGUGAACGGCAUCUUCCAGCUUCAGACGGAGGUUACCGACCUUCAGCGCCAGCUCAGACGGGAAACCGAAGGAGUCGCCAGCAUGUCUGAGGAGCUCGCCGCCGUGAAGGCCUGCCUCCAAGGCCGAGAGAGCCAAUCAGACGUGAAAGCUCAGCAAGUCAAGGAGUGGGAGGGUCUUAGCGCCAGCACCAGCCUGUUCCACGCCAACAUGGCCGAGCUGAGAAAGGAGAGCCAGGCGGCGCUGGAAAGAUCCGCUCACAAAUCCAAACUGAUCCAGGAGCUGCAGCAGGAGAAGGAUCGACUGGAGGAACGACUUGCGCUCAGAGAUGAGGAGUGUGAUCAGCUCAGCCUGGAAUUGGCCAAUCAGAAAGGAGAACACUCCCGGCAGCUGCAGAGCCUGAGGGCGGAGCUUGAGCUAGAAGAAGGAGCUCUUCGCAGGAAGCUGGAGGAGACGGUUAGAAAGGAGGAGAUGAGGAAGGCCGAGGACCAGAAACAAAUAGGAGAGCUUCAACGUCUCCUCUGCGAGAAGGAGAACCGUCUGGAGGAACUUGUGAGGCAGACGGACGCAAUGAGACAAGAAAUGGCGCGUGUGACGGAAGAGCUGCAGAGCAGGGAGGCGGAGGAGCGGAAGGAAAACGAGGAGCCGAGGACGGCGCAGAAGCUGUCCCUGCAGGAGCGUAAGCACCGGCGGCGACAGGAAGUGGACCAAAGCAAAGAGCUCGGGCCCAUGGAGUACCACACGCAGGAACACGUUCAUGUCGCUGCUUUGAGGAACGACGUGGUCGACCUGGGCGACAUGCCGACGUCGAAGGGCAAGAGGGUCGCCAGGAAGAGGAAGAGCUGUGAGGUCGAGGGGUUGGUGUCAAGCGGCAGCAAGCGAAACAGGCGCCGAGCGAACAUGGGAAACACGACACAGCAAAACCUCGACACGCCGAAGACGCACACGCUCAACGACGGGAUCCACAAGUUGCCGUCUACGCUGCUCUGCACAGUUGAACCUCACGUCGUCGCCGCUGCCGCCGCCGCGGCGAGCAAACCCAAAAGAGGACGGAAGAAGCUGUACAAGGAUGACUGCACGCCGCUGCUCACCUCUCCGAACGUGGCUUUCGGAGGUGCCGACGAGGAGAAGGAGAGCGACCACGUGAUCAUCAAGCGCCAACUGCGCUCCAAGAACAGGAAGUGACCUCAGACCGAGCAGAGCUGUUGAAAAAGUCAUUGUGAAGAGUUUAAAUAAAUGUUUUUUUUCUAUUUUGUAAGUUUUGUAAUGUUUUUCUUGAAAGCGUGACAACUUUUUUUUUAGCGUUGCACCAACGUCAACACGUCCAGGAUUGAGCUCCACUCUGAUUGGUUCUUCUGGUUUUCAGCCAAAGUCAACCAGUAGUUGGCGUUGGGCUCCUCUGCGGUUAUUGCCAUUAGCUUCCUGUGCUGAUGUAUUGAUGAUUUAGAGCAGGGGUCUCAAACACACGGCCCGGGGGCCAAAUGUGGCCUGCAGGACACUACUUUGAGGCCCCCACCUUGAUAUGAAAGUUUAAUGUUAGUGCGGCCCGCGCAAGUUUGAUUUAAAAAAAA
Molecule: messenger RNA, 4439 nt
Organism: Doryrhamphus excisus (bluestripe pipefish)
Lineage: Eukaryota; Metazoa; Chordata; Actinopteri; Syngnathiformes; Syngnathidae
Product: kinesin-like protein KIF20B
Biological process (GO): mitotic spindle assembly; microtubule-based movement; spindle elongation
Cellular component (GO): mitotic spindle; spindle microtubule; nucleus
Molecular function (GO): plus-end-directed microtubule motor activity; ATP binding; microtubule binding
Source: RefSeq, a predicted model, not a curated record